UGGGCGGCGGGCAUUGACUAUUGAGGGAGGGGAACUUGCCACCCACCACCUCCUCUGCUCCGCCGACAGCGAGAGCCCGCGAGCAAGCGGCGGCUACCACCACCGCCUCCCAGGUUCCCACGUCCCUGCCAUCCUUUUUGACUCCGGGAUCCCCCUCCUCCCCGCCUGCCGAGGAUCCCACAACCUUCCUACUACUUUCCCCAUACCUUCCGAUCUCGCCACAUUCCUAGCCGAGCGUGAAGUGGUAGGGAGGGGAGGGAGGCGGCGGCGCGGGUGAGGACCGAUGGGGAAGGGGAGCGGGCGGGGGCUGGCCCUGGCGCUCGCCGUGCUCCUCGCCUGCUCCGGCGUCGUUGUCGUCACGGCGCAGGACACCGAGCGGAUCGAAGUACAUCUUGUCGCCUGUAGCACAUCUUGCAAAUUGAUAAGCUGAAUGCAGGUGGAUCCUUUGGCAUUCAAUGAUACAUGAUGAUAACCAAUUAAUCAUGAUUAGUUCAGUUUAGCACAGGAAGUGCUGGCGAUGUGCUGGAAGAUAACCCUGUUGGGAGGCUCAAGGUCUUUGUCUAUGAUCUCCCUAGCAAAUACAACAAGAAACUGCUGAAGAAGGACCCUAGGUGCCUGAACCACAUGUUUGCUGCUGAGAUCUUCAUGCACUGGUUCCUGUUGUCAAGCGCUGUUCGAACUUUUAAUCCCGAGGAAGCAGAUUGGUUCUACACACCUGUAUACACAACAUGCGAUCUGACUCCUUCGGGUCUUCCCUUGCCUUUCAAGUCUCCUCGAAUGAUGCGUAGUGCAAUCCAGCUGAUUGCCACAAACUGGCCUUACUGGAAUAGAUCAGAAGGCGCAGAUCAUUUCUUUGUCACACCACAUGACUUUGGUGCUUGCUUUCAUUAUCAGGAAGAGAAAGCAAUUGCCCGGGGAAUCCUCCCCUUGCUUCAGCGUGCUACGCUGGUUCAAACCUUUGGACAGAAGAACCAUGUCUGCCUGAAGGAUGGAUCCAUUACCAUACCUCCAUUUGCGCCUCCCCAGAAAAUGCAAACUCACCUUAUACCCCCAGAUACCCCUCGAUCCAUCUUCGUGUACUUCCGCGGUCUGUUCUAUGACAAUGGCAAUGAUCCCGAAGGCGGCUACUAUGCUAGAGGAGCUCGCGCGUCAGUCUGGGAGAACUUCAAGAACAAUCCGCUCUUUGACAUCUCGACCGAUCACCCACCAACAUACUAUGAAGACAUGCAGCGUUCAGUGUUCUGCCUGUGCCCAUUGGGCUGGGCACCAUGGAGUCCCAGGCUAGUGGAAGCAGUGGUCUUCGGCUGCAUCCCGGUGAUCAUCGCAGAUGACAUCGUCCUGCCCUUUGCGGAUGCCAUCCCAUGGGAGGAGAUCGGUGUGUUCGUUGCUGAGGAGGAUGUACCGAGGCUGGACAGCAUCCUGACAUCCAUUCCCACAGAUGUUAUACUGAGGAAGCAACGGCUCCUUGCGAACCCGUCGAUGAAGCAGGCCAUGCUGUUCCCCCAGCCUGCUCAGCCAGGAGAUGCAUUCCACCAGAUUCUAAACGGACUUGCACGCAAGCUCCCACAUGGUGAUAAUGUCUUCUUGAAGCCUGGGGAGAGGAUCCUGAACUGGACCGCUGGACCACCAGGCGACCUAAAGCCUUGGUAGCAUCUUGCGGAUCUGAGAUGGAUAAAAACUUUCUGGAAAGGAAAUACUGAGGACAUGAUGAUAUAGUGCACCUUCGAAUUACCAUGGAUGCAUAGUGCUGACCACAAGCCAAAUGUACAUUUUUUAUAUGCUCUUUCUUCUAUAGCUGUUAUAUACACCUCAUAUCUUCUUCUCUUCUUUUUUUUGUCCCUCUUUAUCCAAUUCAUUAGAUGAUGAGAAUGCCAGGCCUUGUCAAUCA
Messenger RNA from Panicum virgatum (switchgrass), 1888 nucleotides. RefSeq names its product probable glucuronosyltransferase Os01g0926700. Gene Ontology annotation, biological process: glucuronoxylan biosynthetic process; plant-type secondary cell wall biogenesis. The transcript has 6 exons. The coding region runs from base 625 to 1650 and encodes 341 amino acids. Lineage: Eukaryota; Viridiplantae; Streptophyta; Magnoliopsida; Poales; Poaceae. The record is from RefSeq and is a predicted model, not a curated record. Gene Ontology annotation, molecular function: glycosyltransferase activity.